This is a messenger RNA of Paramecium sonneborni, 331 nucleotides long. The record is from the annotation of a GenBank genome assembly. Lineage: Eukaryota; Ciliophora; Oligohymenophorea; Peniculida; Parameciidae.
UGUAAUUUCAUAAAUUAUUUUUCCAAACUUUAGGAGGCUAGAUAUGUUAGACUUAUAGUUUGUAAACUAAAAUACUUAAGAUAGUAUUCCUCCUAAAAUCAGGAAAAAAAGGUAUUCAUUGAAAAUAAGUAGAUUUUUAGCAACACCGUCUCACUUAAAAAUAAUAGCAUUAAAUUUGAGUGAUAAUUUUGAAAGGUUUUAAGAGGAAGUGGAGCAUCAUAAAAGAAUAAAAAUAAAACCAAUCUUAAUUAUCAGAUUUUUAGAACAGAAAAUUGAGGAACCAUUCUGAAAUUAUAAUGUGAAUAAUAAAUUACAAACAAUAAUAAUAGGU